Molecule: messenger RNA, 1728 nt
Organism: Arabis nemorensis
Lineage: Eukaryota; Viridiplantae; Streptophyta; Magnoliopsida; Brassicales; Brassicaceae
Source: the annotation of a GenBank genome assembly
AUGAUCUCAGAGAUAGAAAGAGGAAUGUUAGGGUGCAAAUGCCUUUAUUGGAACAAUCUGAGAGAAUUUCUGCCAUUGAAGCAACCUGAAACCUUCUCGCUUCCUGCUUCAAUUCCCCAGUGGCCUUCAGGUAAAGGCUUUGCUUCAAGAAGAAUCAGUCUUGGCGAUUUAGAAGUCGCCGGGAUCACCGAUUUUGAAUUCAUAUGGCGAUACUGCUCUCCUAAAGACAUCAAGAAGAGUGUUUCCUUCUACAAACCGGACAAAUUGCCUGAAGGUUUCCACUGUUUAGGUCAUUACUGUCAGUCUGAUUCUCGCCUCUUGAGAGGUUUUGUUCUUGCAGCAAGAGAAGCCGUGACUUCGGAAUCGAGAGAGCCUGCACUUGUGAAACCGCUUGAUUAUACAUUGGUCUGGUGCUCAAAUGACUUAUCGGAAGAGAGUAAUCGCGAAUGCGGUUACUUCUGGUUACCGCAGGCUCCUCAAGGGUAUAAACCGAUCGGAUUUUUGGUUACGACGAGUCACUUGAAACCGGAAUUGGAUGAAGUUAGAUGUGUUCGAGCUGAUUUAACAGAUAAAUGUGAAUCGCAUAAAGUCAUGAUCACCGCUGUAUCGGAAUCUUUAGGUGUUCCUUUGUUUAUAUGGAAAACAAGACCGUUGGACCGCGGAAUGUGGGGCAAAGGAGUCUCUUCAGGUACAUUCUUCUGCAGAACUUGGUCGAUGAUUCCACCCGAAGAAGAUGAUCAUAUCGGUAUCAUCGCUUGUUUGAAAAACCUUGAUUCGAGUUUACACGCAAUGCCGAAUAUCAAUCAAAUCCAUGCUUUGAUUCAACACUAUGGUCCAACAGUUUUCUUCCAUCCUAGUGAAGCUUAUUUACCUUCUUCCGUCUCAUGGUUCUUCAAGAACGGUGCGGUUUUAUGCAGCUCGAAUUCGAACAUCCACGAACCAGUCGAUGAGAACGGAUCGAAUCUACCUCACGGAGGAACCAACGAUAAACAGUAUUGGAUCGAUUUGCCACAUAAUGAUGAACAUAGAAGUACAUUUCUCAAGCGAGGAGACCUCGAAACAGCGAAGCUCUACGUUCACGUUAAGCCAGCAUUCGGAGGAACGUUCACCGAUCUAGCGUUCUGGAUUUUCUGUCCUUUUAACGGACCAGCGACUCUAAAGCUAGGGCUAGUCAAUUACUCGUUGGCUAGGACCGGUCAACACGUUUGUGAUUGGGAACAUUUCACACUCAGAAUCAGCAAUUUAUCCGGCGAGCUUUACUCGAUUUACUUCUCUCAACACAGUGGCGGAGAAUGGAUCGAAGCUCAAGAUCUUGAAUUCGUCGAAGGAAGUAAUAGAGCAGUGGUUUACUCGUCGAGACAUGGUCACGCGAGUUUUCCCAGGUCUGGUUUGUAUUUACAAGGAUCUGAUAUGCUCGGGGUUGGGAUAAGGAACGAUAUGGCAAGAAGCGAUUUGUUUGUUGAUUCGAGCUCGAAGUAUGAGAUUGUUGCGGCGGAGUAUCUCGGAGACGUGGCGGAACCGCCGUGGCUGGGUUAUAUGAGAGAAUGGGGACCGAAGAUUGUGUAUGAAUCGAGAACGGAGAUUGAGAGGUUGAAGGAGAGAUUGCCGUUGAAGUUAAGGACUUGGGUUGGUGCUGUGUUGAAGAAGCUUCCGGUGGAAUUGUCCGGCGAGGAAGGACCAACGGGACCAAAGGAGAAGAACAAUUGGUUUGGUGACGAAAGAUGGUGA